Fusarium graminearum PH-1 is the source of this 1222-nucleotide messenger RNA. RefSeq lists its product as uncharacterized. The coding region runs from base 1 to 1158 and encodes 385 amino acids. The transcript has 3 exons. The record is from RefSeq and is a predicted model, not a curated record. NCBI's taxonomy places the organism in Eukaryota, Fungi, Ascomycota, Sordariomycetes, Hypocreales, Nectriaceae. Gene Ontology annotation, molecular function: protein binding.
AUGUUCCCCUCGACUCUCUCGUAUACACAAGUGCGGGACUUUGCCUACCCUGUCACUCAUCCUUUACAUUAUGGCCCGCCGCCUGAACCUUCGGGCCCGCCAUCAGGCAUGACGACGCCCGCAAGCGAGCACCGGCGAUUGUCAGACCCUCCGGGCUCCUUGGACGCACGCAUGCCUUGGGAAUCAUGGGGUACUGAAGGAUUUAACCGUGCUCAUGACCUCGCUCCCAUCCAGUUCGACGGUGGCCCCCCAUACAGCGAAGACGAGGAUUUGCAAAGCCCCGUCGUGGCCACACGCCACCGCAAGCAUAAAUCGACCUCAGCGGCGACAGGCAUGAGGGGGAGGACAGGUCGUGAUGAUGUGCGUUCGUCCAACUAUGAUCAUGAGCGGGGUUACUACAUGGGAACUAGUGGAGACGGCAGCGAAACAUACUAUGUGAAUAGUGGCAACGAGGCCAACGGUCCUGGCGGAGAUUUUGUCACAUAUCCCCCAGACCAGGCACGACACAGCCGGGCAUAUCAUAUUGCCCAACAACCUAGGGCUGCCGAGGGCGGCUUCAAUGACGAGUCUCGCUAUUCACGAGAUUAUCAGUUUACUAUUACGUCGCCGGACGAAGAGUUCCACGGCAAGGCCGUUGCCUUGUUCGAUUUCGAGCGAGAGAACGAGAACGAAUUGCCUCUGGUCGAGGGUCAAAUCAUCUGGGUUUCGUACCGACAUGGGCAAGGCUGGCUGGUUGCCGAAGACCCCAAGACGCAAGAGAGCGGCCUGGUGCCCGAAGAAUAUGUCCGAUUACUCCGCGAUAUCGAAGGAGGAAUGAACAGCCUAACUGGCCAUCUUGUGGAGGGAUCUGGCUCUCCUGACCCAAUCGUGUCGAUGUUCUCGACAUCGAGCAAAGACCUUGACCCGUAUCCCACCGAACAACUGGGACUUCAAUCCGGACAAGCACCCCCGCAAGUCGUCCACUAUCACGGGCAACGCGGGGGCAGCCAAGCAAACACACCGACAAUCGCGCAGUCUCAAGAUACUGGCAUUCUGAGGAGGGAGAGCCACGAUGGUGGAACGAGAAGGGACUCGAACGUCACGCCGGUGCAGGAGAAGCCACCAAUGGAACUGGGAGAGCCGGUCGCCGUGGAAGAAGUGAAAGAAGUCGGGAGGUGAUACCAAGGGUUGAAUAAUAAUGAAUUGCAUGCCACAUUUAAAGAGACGCUCAUGAUUCAAUAUA